Messenger RNA from Eimeria tenella, 1200 nucleotides. RefSeq lists its product as uncharacterized. Lineage: Eukaryota; Apicomplexa; Conoidasida; Eucoccidiorida; Eimeriidae. The record is from RefSeq and is a predicted model, not a curated record. Bases 1 to 1200 code for a protein of 399 amino acids. The transcript has 6 exons.
AUGCAGCCAGGGGGGGUGAGUGCGCCCCUCUACGUGGACCUUCCGGGCAGCGAGGGCUUUGCGGCAGCGCAGCAGCAGAUGCAGCAGCAGCAAGCACAGCAGCAGCAGCAGCAAGCACUGCCUCAACAGCAGCAGCAGCAGCAACAGCAGCAGCAGCAGCAGCAGCAGCUUCAGGGAUGGAUGAUACCUGCGGAGCAGCGCAGCAGCAAAAAGGCUCUGAUCUGCCUGCACGGCUGGCUGUCUAAUCGACAGGCCUGUUUGCCCUUUGUCGAGGCAGCAAAGCAGCUGAAGCUGCACCGCGACAACCACAUUCUGCUGCUGGACAUGCGGGGCAGCGGGGAGUCCUCUGCGUUCCGCCGUGCUGCUGCUGCAGCAGCAGGCAGCAGCAGCAGCAGCAGCGGGGAGGGCUGGGCCGUGGAGGGCGCUGUGUCGCAGCUGGCCAUAGACAGCCGCGAAGACUUAGCAGCAGCAAUUCGUUUCCUGCAGCAGCAAUUUGGAGUUAAAGAAAUUGGAGUUUAUGCGCAAGGGGGAGCAGCAAUGGGGGUGCUGCUGAUGGGGGCAGAGGCCGACUGGCUGCAGCAGCAAGGAGUGUCUCUCCAGCGAGUGCUGCUGGACUCUCCUAUCUGCAACGCGCGGCUGCUGCUGCAGCAGCAGCCUCCGAUUCGGCCCAUUGCGCGUUCGGUGCUGCUGCUGCUGCAGCACUUGUCUUGGGGCCUUGGCAGCAAGCGGGCCUCGCAGCUGCGGCGCAUUCGGUCUUGUUCAACUUUGAGCUGCUUGAAAGGAACAAAAACGACAAUUUUAAUCAGCCAGAAUGACAGGCUGAGGGUUUGGCCGCUGCUGCAGCAGCAGCUGCUGCUGCUGGACGAGAGCAUGCGCCCGCGGGCGACCUACUUGCUGAGCCACGGGGACCACUGCAACUUGGCAGCUGCGAAUCCGGGCGCCUUCCGAGCAGCAGUUGCUGCUGCCUUCUCUAGUCCCUCGCUGCUGCAGCGGCUGUGGCAGGGGCUGCUGCCAGCAGCAGCAAGGCUUGCUGCUCCCCCAGCAGACUCUGUGCUGCUGACCCCCCGAGACUUCUCCAACAUGCAGGAGCAGCAGCAGCAAAUCAAACUCCACGAGCAGCGGCUGCGGCAGCGAGAAAAACAGGAGGAAGAAGAGGAGCUGCUGGAGGAAGCCGAUGCAGAAGACCGAGAAGACUUCUAA